AUGCGAUGGUUUCCACUCUGCCUUAAGGUCGCGCUUGUCUACUGGGUCGUCGCUGCUGUGGAAGGCUACAAAAUACGGUUCGGUAGGGAACGCAGCCGGAUUCUUAAGCUCCGGAAGCGCAAAAGUGCUUUCGUUGACCGCCUGAACCUGAUCACGAAGACCAGGGGCAUCGGCAUAUUCACGCUCCGCGCCACGGCCGACGACACCGACGCGAACGCCGAUCUAGACGAGGAAUCCAAGGCACCCGAGUCAUUCGAAGAAUUCUUGCCAAAGAAGAAGAAGAAGCGACAACCUAAGAAUCCGAUAGUAGAAAAAGAUCUACGGCGCUACGAGCCGAUAUUCAGGAAGAUUCCGGCGCUGCGCCAGGUUCAGAAAGAGGUCGAACGCGACCAGAGACCAGGCGCACUAAACCCGCUCGGGUACGCUGCGCACUUCGUGCCGGAGGGGGACUGGAGCUUCCAUCCCAACCUCAUACGCGUGCGAGGCAAGUACUUCUCGAAGCUGUACGAAAAGGAGCUGAGCGAGCCCUUUAAAAUGCAUGACCGUGAUUGUGGCUCCUCACAAGUACAAAUCGCAGCGCUAACCGCGAAACUUGACUACCUCGCCAGGCACGUCAAGAACAACCACAAGGACGUACAGGCCAGACUCCAGGUUAUUAAACUAGGUCACCGCAGACGUAGGCUGCUGGGGUACCUGUACCGGACAAACAGGUCCGCAUUCGACACCCUGAUCAAAACGUUCAAGAUAGAUUUCGACGACUCGCCGUAUUGUUACAAGAAGCUUGUGCCGAGUUACUCGCACAUGCAUCACCGAAAGACGAAGCGGUACACUUCGGCCAAGGAACAGCGUACCGCAACUAGGCAGCGCGUGGUCUCCACAAUGAACACCGAGAUGUUCUGA
Molecule: messenger RNA, 900 nt
Organism: Babesia ovata
Lineage: Eukaryota; Apicomplexa; Aconoidasida; Piroplasmida; Babesiidae
Product: ribosomal S15
Exons: 2
Coding region: 1-900 (299 amino acids)
Biological process (GO): translation
Cellular component (GO): ribosome
Molecular function (GO): structural constituent of ribosome
Source: RefSeq, a predicted model, not a curated record